GUUCUGAACCGGAUCUAGACGGAAACCCUUCUUUUAUAACAUAUCUCCGCCGUCUCUCUAUCGCUCUUUAACGUGUUUUUCGGUUCCUGCACAGAUCUACCAAUAUUUCAUAUCCACCGCCGCACGGAAGUGUGGGAUCUCAGCUCUAGCAAUGGGAAAGAAGAAGGCAGAUGAUGCUGGUACUAAGGCCAAGAGUAGUAAAGAGAAGAUGUCCGUCUCCGAAAUGCUUGCAAGCAUGGAUGCGAAGCCGGACAAGCCAAAGAAAGGAGCAAGCACUACUUCCAGUAAACCGAAGCCAAAAGCUGCACCAAAAGCUUCAUCCUAUAUCGACGGUAUAGAUCUUCCAUCCUCUGAUGAAGAAGAUGAAGAGAUAAAUUCUGAAGAAGAACAAAAGCUGAAUGAGCGGCAGAGCAGAAGUGCAGCUAAGUCUCUUGAUGUUGGUGCAACUGGUAAAGAGUUAAAGAAACGCGAAAAGAAGGAUAUUCUUGCUACUCAAGCUGCAGAAUUGGCCAAAAAGGAGGCCCUCAGAGACGAUCGUGAUGCCUUUACUGUUGUGAUCGGUAGCCGGGCUUCCAUUCUUGAUGGAGAAAACGAUGCAGAUGCUAAUGUGAAAGAUAUUACGGUAGAUAACUUUUCUGUAGCUGCUCGUGGGAAAGAACUCUUGAAGAAUGCAUCAGUAAAGAUUUCUCAUGGGAAAAGGUAUGGGCUUGUUGGGCCGAAUGGGAAGGGGAAGUCUACACUGCUAAAGCUUCUUGCUUGGAGAAAGAUCCCGGUGCCUAAAAACAUUGAUGUACUUUUAGUCGAGCAGGAGGUUGUUGGCGACGAUAAAACUGCUCUGGAAGCAGUUGUUGCUGCCAAUGAAGAACUCAUUAAACUUAGACAAGAAGCUGCAUCUUUGCAGGAUGCUGCAAAUGCCACCAAUGGCGACAAUGACGAUGAUGAGGGGGAUGAUGUGGGGGAGAAGCUCACCGAAUUGUAUGAAAAGUUGCAGCUGAUGGGAUCAGAUGCUGCUGAGGCUCAGGCGUCGAAAAUUCUUGCCGGUUUGGGUUUCACGAAGGAUAUGCAGGGCCGUCCAACAAAGUCGUUUAGUGGUGGUUGGAGGAUGAGAAUAUCACUGGCGAGGGCGCUUUUUGUUCAGCCGACGUUGUUGCUGUUGGACGAACCUACCAAUCAUCUCGAUCUCCGAGCUGUUCUGUGGUUGGAAGAAUACUUAUGCCGGUGGAAGAAAACUCUGGUUGUAGUUUCUCACGAUCGAGAUUUUCUCAACACCGUAUGCAAUGAGAUCAUCCAUCUCCAUGAUCUGAAACUCCAUUUCUACCGUGGGAAUUUCGAUGAUUUCGAAAGUGGAUAUGAGCAGCGCCGGAAAGAAAUGAACAAGAAGUUUGAGGUUUACAGCAAGCAGGUAAAGGCUGCAGCGAGAUCCGGGAACCGAGCACAGCAAGAAAAGGUCAAGGACAGAGCCAAAUUCGCCGCAGCUAAAGAAGCCUCGAAAAAUAAGGGUAAGAACAAAGUCGAUGACGACGAGCCCGUGCAGGAGGCUCCUCAGAAAUGGAGAGACUACACUGUCGAGUUUCAUUUCCCUGAACCCACAGAGUUAACUCCGCCACUUCUUCAGCUGAUCGAAGUCACCUUCAGCUACCCUAAUCGCCCUGAUUUCAAGCUCUCGAAUGUGGAUGUUGGCAUUGAUAUGGGCACACGCGUUGCCAUUGUUGGGCCAAAUGGUGCCGGGAAGUCGACCCUACUCAACCUUCUUGCCGGCGAUUUAACUCCCACCGAGGGUGAGGUCAGGAGAAGCCAGAAAUUGAGAAUCGGAAGAUACUCGCAACACUUUGUAGAUCUACUGACAAUGGACGAAACUCCCGUUCAAUAUCUGCUACGAUUGCAUCCUGAUCAAGAAGGACUCAGCAAGCAAGAAGCUGUACGAGCAAAGCUCGGUAAAUUUGGACUUCCUAGCCACAACCACUUAACUCCAAUCUUAAAACUUUCCGGUGGACAGAAAGCCCGCGUGGUUUUCACUUCCAUAUCGAUGUCGAAGCCGCACAUUCUGUUAUUAGACGAGCCCACGAAUCAUUUGGAUAUGCAAAGUAUAGAUGCACUGGCAGAUGCUCUCGAUGAGUUCACGGGGGGAGUUGUGCUCGUCAGCCAUGAUUCAAGGCUGAUUUCGCGCGUCUGCGAAGAUGAAGAGAGGAGUGAGAUAUGGGUAGUCGAGAACGGCACUGUGGAGACAUUCCCGGGUUCGUUCGAGGAAUACAAAGACGAGCUUGUCAAGGAGAUCAGAGCCGAAGUCGACGAUUGAUUCGCAUUGUGAAUCAAAUUAGGUAAGUUUUUACUAUUUGCAAACAAGUUUGAAUUUUGCUGCUGGUUUAUGCAUUUAGUGAUUAUAUAUAUAUAUAUAUAUAUUUUGAUGGAGAAAUUGGAGUUUGAUCGAUCAAUUUUGGGGGCUGAUGAUAAUAAUUCUCCACCACUUUUUAUGGCUGCUGAACUUUGUUAUCUCUAAAUUUGAUUUUAUUCUUGAGUUGAGGUAGUAGUUGCAGUGGUCGUUUAAAUUUUAUGUAUACAUACAUAUAUAUAUAUAUAUUUAUAUAGGUUCUUGAUUGUGUUUGCAUGAUGAUCCUUGAACUGCACACUUGUAACAUUACUGCUGUCUUUAUAAAUUAAAUAUUUUGCUGCA
Messenger RNA from Andrographis paniculata, 2671 nucleotides. RefSeq names its product ABC transporter F family member 4. Bases 152 to 2296 code for a protein of 714 amino acids. Gene Ontology annotation, molecular function: ATP binding; ATP hydrolysis activity. NCBI's taxonomy places the organism in Eukaryota, Viridiplantae, Streptophyta, Magnoliopsida, Lamiales, Acanthaceae. The record is from RefSeq and is a predicted model, not a curated record. The transcript is spliced from 2 exons.